CCGACCCCACCGGGCGCCGCGGAUCACGACCUCACCUCAACGGUCGCCGCAGCCGCCGCGACUGAAUAGUGGCAACGACUGAGCAAAGCGAGAGUUCAAACGUCGGUGAGGUUUAUAUUGAACCCCCAUAUUAUGCAUGUCUGCUUUUAACGUUUUGCUUAUAAUACACCUUUGAUGGUAUAAAUGGCAUAAAGCUGAGAAAUACAGCGCAAAAUCCGCACCGACCACCAAUCCCCGCACAUACCCUACAAGGGACAAUCUACAUUUAUACCAAGCCAAUUAACCUACAAUUUAUAAUCUACCAAGUAGAUUGCUGUUGCUGCUGCAUCCUGCUGAAUGAACAUGACUCUGAAUGUCCUGACCGAGUCUUCUUCUGACCCAUGAACAUGACCUAAUCCUCUCCAGUGAAAUGAGUAGAGUUUCUGAACUGUGCCAGAUUUAACCUUCCAUUGGCCCAGAAUGUGAACUGCUGAAAACAUCAAGAUGGUGCGUUGCCACUGAUAAAUCCAACAUCAGGAGGGAGGGCAGGCAGUAUAACUAGCAAUAAUCUGUUAGGAAGUCUGUGACUUCCAUGUGGGCAUGUGUUGCACAGAGUUUGGUUAGCAAGCUCAGAACAAUGUGUAAUUUUCAGAGUGUUGAUACACUUUGGUUGGAAAAGGAAUGGAUGAUUCAAGAUUCUGCUGUAGCAUAUUGUGUUUGUCUAUAAGUGGCUGUUUAUUUAUUUUUAUAGUUAAAUAAAUUUAAAUUUCUGUAAAUGUAAGGGAGUCGCCAAAAUGUCUGCAAGCCAAUUGAAAUCACCUAAGACCAGCUUGCCACUUUGUUCUGCCAAUGGCAUUGUGGAAAAUCAUUGGAAGUCUCGGAUCGAGGGUGAUUCCUGCAACAAUGGCAAAAAGAAAUUAAGGCUGAAGGGCAGAGAGCUGCAAUCAGUUCCCCGGGAGAUAUUUGACCUGAGCGAGCUUCAGGUGCUGGAGAUGAGCCCACAAUGGGAAAGCUGUUUGAAUUACAAGAUGGGCAGUGUCCCUCGUGAAAUUGGUCAGCUGCGCGCCCUCACCGUGCUGAAUUUAGACACCAACGACCUGCGAGAGAUUCCACCUGACAUUGGAUCCCUGGAAAAUCUGGAAAUUCUGACCCUCAGUAACAACCAACUGAGCUUCCUGCCCGCAGAGAUGGAGAAGCUGCAGAAAUUGCAGAGCCUGCACUUGGCCAACAAUAAUUUUCUGGAACUCCCUGUACAGGUGUGCCAGCUCUGCCGCUUGACAUUUCUGGAUGCCUGUGACAACAAGAUUAAGUUCAUCCCCCACAGCAUUUGCAAUCUAAAGUAUUUAGAGACCUUUCUUCUAUACUUUAAUGCAUUGCAGAGUUUGCCUGACUCCAUCUGUAAACUUACAUGCCUGCGCACCCUCUGGCUGGGAAAUAAUAAUCUAAGGAACCUGCCCGUCAAAUUUGGACAUUUAGUUAACCUCGACUGGGGCCGCAGCUACUCUUCUUCAAACUUUGAGGGCAAUCCGCUGGAAUCUCCCCCUGCUAAGAUAUGCAGGGGUGGUCCUGAGGAGAUCAGCCGUUAUUUUGCUAUGUGGCAAAUGAGACAAAAUGACCAGGUCAAUAAUUUGUAAUUGUAAAUUCAUAAUUAACACAAUGCAUUGAUACCUAACCACUAUGAACAUUUUUUUUUAAAUAUUAAUUUUAUACAAUUCUCUGAAUGACAAAAUGGAUUACCUACCUCCACCGAACUGAUAACAUCCUAUGGUUGUUGUCAACUUGGGAUAGAAACUUUUUUUUGUGAACAGAAGUGAUGUAUAAGAAAUUUGGAAAAGUGGCCAUACGAUAAUUCAAAACUAAAGAUUGUGCUGUGCCACAUUUAGUGUUGCAGUGGUAUUAAUUAACUCUGAAAUAGUACAAUUUCUGUGAUGCUGAUCGUUUAGUAGGAGAAGUUAAUUUUUUUUCUGGCACAUUUGAUGCAGUCAGCUAUCUGAAGAGGGUAGAAUAAAAUUUGGCAUAGCUGUGGGCUGCCAAACGAUUCCUUGGAAAUGUCAUGGCUAGAGAUUCUAUUCCUUCCAAGAGUGUCACUCAGCCAAGGCACCUUAUCAUUCAACAGUUCAGGCAGGGCAAAAACAUUGAUGCUGCUUGGAUUGCCAUUUGUGGAGGCUGGUCAGAGGCUGGGAGAUUCAGACCUCGAUCGGAGCUCAGCAACACUAAGAUACAUGCUGGAUUGGCACUUGAGGUGAUCGUCAUUCCAUUAAGACUCUCAUAUUCCAACCCUAAAAAUAAGUACAUGCAUUUGCUCCUGAAAUUUUCAGUCAGUGGUUGGAAUUACCAUUCCAUCAAACCUAUGCCAGUAUGUCUUUGGUUCAUGGCUGAUCUAACCACAUUUACCAUUUUUUAAUAUUGUUAAAACAAAAUGUACGUUAUCCACCUUGAUCAAUAAAUUGUUUUGUUUUAAUGUUAGAGCUUUGUUAAACAUCAGUUAGACCUCAGCUCAAAUGUAGUGUAUAAAUCUAGGAAGCACAGUUAUAAUACUCCUUGAAGGACUUUAGUAACUGGCAGUAAUGGGAGAAGACAAAAUUGUACUCGUUAGAAGGGAUAGAGGAAGAAUAGAAGGGAUUAAGGACAAAUUUUAAUAAAUCCUCAGAAUUUUCUAAUUUUGUAGAGCAAAUAAGGAGAAUGUUUAUUGCAGUAGGAGGGUUUAUAAUAUAAUAAGAUAUGAAAUUAAUGUAAUCGGAGAAACUAAAGUGAAAUGAGAUUAUAUUCUGCAUGCUGCAUUUGAUGAAAACAAAUUUAAUAGUAACUUUCAAAAUGAACUUGUAAAUGUUGUUGAAAAACAAACAGUUGUUGAGAAAGAACGAGGUGUUGGUCAAAUAGAGUGGUCUUUUCAUGAAGUUAGGAUUGCCACGAUAGGCUACAUAAUUUCUCUUCAUGGUGUAUUUGCAUCAAAUGCCACUUCUUCUUAAAUAGAACAAGGUCAUGCGUGACCUCGAUUCUGUCCAUAACCACUUAGAUGUCAUUAUCUGGCAUUCCACUUUGUUGACUAACUCGGUGGAACUUUUGUUGCCUAUGAAUUUCAUGUCAAAAGGCAAAAAAUGGAAGAAGAAUUAGCCAAGGAAUACCAAAUUCUUCAGAAAUUAUAAAUUGGGACAAAUAUAUGAAUUGAACAUGAAUGAAAUAAUAAAUAAUUGGAAAAAUAAAUAUAAAUACAAUGACCAGAGAGAGGUACCAGAUUUUGUUUUGCAUGGACACUAGGAUGCUGUCUGCCUCAUCUUUGACUAAGAAUUUUUUUAGUCAUGAAAACUUCUAUAGCCAAUAAAAUAUUAUAUUAUUGCAUUGUU
This is a messenger RNA of Leucoraja erinaceus (little skate), 3323 nucleotides long. RefSeq lists its product as uncharacterized. NCBI's taxonomy places the organism in Eukaryota, Metazoa, Chordata, Chondrichthyes, Rajiformes, Rajidae. Gene Ontology annotation, molecular function: protein binding. The record is from RefSeq and is a predicted model, not a curated record. The transcript has 2 exons. Bases 774 to 1613 code for a protein of 279 amino acids.